AGAAGUUUAAGUUUUGGCGGAGAAAGGGCCGCCUUCAUCCAUAGCCGCACGCGACUCAGCCGGCAUCGCUAGCAAAGCCGGCUGAAAGACCAGCAUGCGCAAGGGCGUUUCUGGCACUUGUGAACAUGGGGUAGAGCCUCUCUUAGGGACAUGACCUGAUGCGCAAGUCGCAAUUCCUCAACCCGCAGGUUGAAGAAUCGAUGCCUUCCGCACGCAGGCAGACUACGACACCUGUCACCUAGUCAUCUUAACCAAGCUCAACUGAGAUAUUUGCCCACCAUGGCCGACGAGUUUACUCGCAUCAUCGGGGAGAUGAUGCUAACUCCCCCGAACCCGAAUGCGCCCUUACCGCUGGCAAACAAGAAAGGCACGAUGUUUGGCGUCUCAAUACCGUUCCACAUUUUAUGCUGGAUUGUCGUAGGCUUCCGUCUUCAUACUCGUCUGCGAGUCGUUCGUGAACCCGGUCUCGAUGACCUCUUUGUAGUCCUAGCGGCUGUGUUCAACUUGAUAUCCAUCAUAGCCUUCCUCCACGGCACCAAAUAUGGCAUGGGUCACCAUCUCAUCUACAGUUUACAAGUGUUGCAACCCACCAUGAUCUGGCUUUACAUCACUAAUGCUGCAUAUCACACGACCACUGCCUUCAUCAAGAUAUCCCUGCUCUUACAGUACCUGCGACUUUUCCAACAGGGCGUCCGCCGCAUCAUUUGUAUCGUGCUUCUCACGUUGGUGAUAAUAUGGGGCCUGACUUUCUCAUUCAUGGCUUGGAUACCUUGCUUUCCAGUAAGGAACUUUUGGGAUCGACAACCUGGCUCUAAAUGUUACGGCUUCGGGUAUCGCUCUAUCAAUGAGGCGAAAUUCACGAUACUCGCGUUUGCUGCGACGAACAUGGCGUUCGACAUUGCAAUAUUCCUCGUCCCGAUCACGGAAUACUUUAGGAAAGAUCUUAGACGGAAGCAGGUGCUUGCCAUGACUGGAUUGUUCGCUCUCGGUUCGAUUGUCGUACUCAUGGCUAUCCUCCGCCUUUGGAGCACCUUUAAAAACAGCCAGAGCAUGACGCAAAGUUUCGAUUUUACAUGGUGGUACCCCGAAGUCCUCAUCAUCUCCUGCCUCGAAAUCGACUUCGCCAUCAUGUGUGCGUCCAUGCCCAUAUUCUGGCCCACCGUCAUGGCUUCCUGGACCCAAAUCUUCGUCACGAACGAGGUCCGCGUCACGCACCACGAACGUCUCGACGAUAGCCGCGAUAACUUCGAAUUGGUCAGAAAUACAUCGUUGAAGAGUACGGGAAGUGCGGAGGAAUUGGCAAGGGUUACGAGCGAAGAACAGGACGCGGUGUAUAGCGGAUUCGAUCCAGAGACGGGCAAGGAUGGCAGAUUUGCUGCUAUGCGGGUAGAGGUACAACCGCAGGCACAGAGGACGCGGAGACUAUGAACAGCAUGUUUCCAAGAAAUACAGCUCAUGGCCUUGACUUUGACCUUUGUGUCCAUACGUGUGGUGGCAAUUCGGUACUACCUCUGUCCGACAUGCUCGACUUCUCUGGCAUUGAGGAUGCCGGGUGUGGCUCGUAGCUGCAUGGGCCCCU
This is a messenger RNA of Alternaria rosae, 1579 nucleotides long. RefSeq lists its product as uncharacterized. Lineage: Eukaryota; Fungi; Ascomycota; Dothideomycetes; Pleosporales; Pleosporaceae. The coding region runs from base 280 to 1428 and encodes 382 amino acids. The transcript has 4 exons. The record is from RefSeq and is a predicted model, not a curated record.